AUGAUAAUAAUGAAAGUGUUUGUUCUCAUUGCAUUUUUCACUUUAUCUAAUUCAAAAACUAGUCUUAUGCCCAACUUACAUUUGGGAGAAUAUCGUACAAUAUAUGAGAAAAUAUAUCCUUGUGAGUCAAAACGUUUAAUUCAAUCUAAUAUUUAUUUGAGUAAAAAUACAUUAAGUUUAACAGAGGUAAAAGGAAAUUAUACCUUUUUAGUACCUUUGGACGAUACUCUUACAGGAACAUAUUCAACAACAGGUUUGGACUUGAAGGAAUUGUCAGACCACAAUUUUCCCAAGGUGUAUUUUUACGGAAAAUAUAAAGCGACGAUUAAGAUAAAAAAUGUGGGAAAUGAAGUAAUCGGUUGUUCGGUAAUGGAGAUUAGUCUUAUACGACCUUGGGAAACUCCAACUUAAUUAAAUUUGACAAAACAAUAAUAGAAUAUGUUAUUGUCGUAAUUAUAAUAUCUUUCGUUUUUAUUUAUUCAUUAUUUGGUAGUAAAAAUUAGUUACUAGUUACUGCAAAAUGUUAUAUCAAGUUAUAUUUUACAGUCUCGCGAUAGCUGUCGUUUGAUACGCACGCGUUCUUGCACUCUCAUUAAUUAAUUAACUCUAAUUUAUUUUAUUACUGUAGAAUAGCUAUAGCUAUAUGAUACAUACGAUCAAAAUACAGUUUUUUAUGCGUGUUAAAAUAACAUAUAAAUCAGUAAAUUUUUAUUUCAUUUUUUCAAUAACUAUUAUUACUACCAACCCAACAUAUCUGGCGUUAUCGAUAUGUCAUUUCUACCUAGGCCGCUGUGGCUGCCAAGAUAAGCUUAAUUACCUGCACACGCUAUUGCU
This is a messenger RNA of Rhopalosiphum maidis (corn leaf aphid), 834 nucleotides long. RefSeq lists its product as uncharacterized. NCBI's taxonomy places the organism in Eukaryota, Metazoa, Arthropoda, Insecta, Hemiptera, Aphididae. Bases 1 to 411 code for a protein of 136 amino acids. The record is from RefSeq and is a predicted model, not a curated record. The transcript is spliced from 3 exons.